UGAGAGUGAUUCAUUUAAUUAAAACUGAGAGAAUCAUUUUCUUUGUUUUUAAUUUUUCUCUUGUUUUCUGGGAAUAUCAAAUACACUAUUUUCAUCAAUAUUCGAAUUUCUAUCCUCUUGAUUUUAGUUAAAUACCGAACCUAAACCUAUCAAUUUUAAAAAAAACUAACUGUGUCGUUCAUCAGACAUUUGAUGCAUUCCAAACUAUUGUUACAGUCUGUAUAGUUCCAACCUCGGUUUGAAUCUAGUCUUUGAGAUAUGAACUUUUAUUAUAGUGGGAGUGGCGGCAAACCCUUUGGUGACAACGAAAGGGACAAAUGGUAUGUUCUAGGUGCAGCAGCAGCAGUUGCCUUUCUUGCCACUAUUACCAUGUGGGAAAUGGGAUAUAAAGAAAUUAGUUGGAAGGAAUUUGUACAAAACUAUUUACAGAAGGGAGUUGUAGAGAAACUGGAAGUUGUAAAUAAAAAGUGGGUACGAGUUAAACUCCUACCUGGAAAUUCUGCAGAUGGAUCUAAUGAGAUAUGGUUCAACAUUGGCAGCGUAGACUCGUUUGAAAGAAAUUUAGAAAAUGCCCAACAAGAAAUGAGUGUUGAGCCACCCAAUUUUGUCCCUGUCAUCUAUAAAACUGAAAUAGAGGCUGCCAGCCUUUCCGGAAUGCUUCCUACUUUGUUAGUUAUUGCAUUCCUGAUUUAUAUGAUGAGGAGGUCUGCUGAAAUGAUGGGAGGGAAAAGAGGAAGGAAAGGAGGUGGUUUAUUUGGAGGUGUUAUGGAGAGUACCGCAAAGUUGAUCAACUCUAAUGAAAUAGGCGUUAAAUUUAAGGAUGUUGCAGGAUGUGAAGAGGCCAAGAUAGAGAUCAUGGAGUUUGUGAACUUCCUGAAAAACCCACAGCAGUACAUUGAGCUAGGUGCGAAAAUACCCAAGGGGGCAAUGUUGACAGGCCCUCCUGGUACUGGUAAAACCUUGCUGGCCAAAGCAACAGCUGGAGAAGCAAACGUUCCCUUCAUAACAGUGUCUGGUUCCGAGUUUCUAGAGAUGUUUGUCGGUGUGGGUCCAUCUAGGGUAAGAGACCUUUUUGCCAUGGCUAGAAAGCAUGCUCCCUGCAUUCUGUUCAUUGAUGAAAUUGACGCCGUGGGUAGAAAACGAGGAGGUAGGAGUUUUGGUGGCCACUCUGAGCAAGAGAACACCUUGAAUCAACUUUUGGUUGAGAUGGACGGCUUCAAUACUACAACGAACGUUGUGGUGUUAGCGGCAACCAAUAGGGUUGAUAUAUUAGACAAAGCACUACUCAGACCCGGCAGAUUCGAUCGUCAGAUCUUCGUACCAGCUCCAGACAUCAAAGGAAGAGCGAGCAUAUUCAAAGUCCACCUGAAACCUUUGAAGACCAACUUGGACAAAAUCGACCUGGCGCGCAAAAUGGCUGCUCUAACGCCUGGUUUCACGGGUGCAGACAUCGCUAACGUCUGCAACGAAGCAGCGUUGAUAGCUGCGAGGGACCUGAACGACGCCAUCAACAUGAAGCAUUUCGAGCAGGCGAUAGAACGUGUCGUUGCUGGUAUGGAGAAGAAGACCAACGUGCUGUCUCCUGAAGAGAAAAAGACAGUGGCGUAUCACGAGGCGGGACAUGCGGUAGCUGGAUGGUUCUUGAGGUACGCUGAUCCUUUGUUGAAGGUGUCGAUCAUCCCCAGAGGGAAGGGAUUAGGUUAUGCCCAGUAUUUGCCGAAGGAUCAAUACUUGUACACCAAAGAACAACUUUUCGAUAGAAUGUGCAUGACCCUGGGCGGUCGUGUUUCAGAAGAAAUCUUUUUUGGUAGGAUAACAACUGGCGCGCAAGACGAUCUUAAAAAAGUCACACAAAGUGCCUAUGCACAGGUUGUCCACUACGGAAUGAACGAGAAAGUUGGAAAUGUCAGUUUUGACAUGCCCCGUGAGGGAGACAUGAUGCUGGAAAAACCCUACUCUGAAAGUACAGCACAACUCAUCGACAUUGAAGUUAGGGACUUAAUCACAAGCGCGUACAAACGUACUCAGGUUCUGCUGACUGAAAAGAAAGAGGAAGUCGCUAAAAUUGCCGAAAGGUUACUCAAACAGGAGAUCAUAAGCAGAGAUGAUAUGAUAGAACUACUAGGAAAAAGACCUUUCCCAGAGAAAUCCACUUAUGAAGAGUUUGUCGAAGGUACUGGUUCCUUUGAGGAAGAUACAUCGCUUCCAGAGGGACUGAAAGAGUGGAAUAAAGAGAAAGGGAAAGAAGAACCUCAACCAACAUCUUAGGUUUUCCGAAUUGUUAAGUAGUAAAUAAUAUAUUUUAUUUUCGCUACAGGCUGCUUCUAUUUGGAGUUAAACAGACCCACAGACAGACCCACAUUUGUUUUAGUUUUUUCAUGAGACUUAUCUUCCAUCUGGAGCUUAGUUAAAUUGAAUGAACAAUGAUGAACACUGUUCUAAAGACUCGUUCGUUUUGGAUGACGCUUAUUGUCCACAUAUGUUAAUAUUAUUUUAGUUGUGUUUUAUUCAAAAGAUUCCAAAAAAUAUAAUUGGUUGAUAGUA
This is a messenger RNA of Acanthoscelides obtectus, 2544 nucleotides long. Lineage: Eukaryota; Metazoa; Arthropoda; Insecta; Coleoptera; Chrysomelidae. The record is from the annotation of a GenBank genome assembly.